UGAUCGUAAAUACACAUGUAUGAAAUGAAGCUAUGUGGUGUGAUGGAAGCUGGAUGUGCUGUACAAAUGCUUUUUUGUUGUUGUUUUUAUUAGAGAUUUACAUUGCUCUUAUUUCGCUGCUGCGACGUUUUUACUUAUACGAAUUUAUGUAUACAUUAUAUUUUAUUUAUUUAUUUUGUGGAAAAAAACAUUCGUUUGAGAUUCUUUCGCAUGAAUGUAUCGCAGCUUUUCAUAAGCAACAGUUUAAGUAAAAAACGCGAACGAAUCGCUAGGCGGGCGCGUGAAUAGACGGAAAGUGUAGAUUCAAAUUUAACUAAGCGCAAUUCUAAUGGAAAUUUAAAUUUUAUGUAACCAGAACAGCGUGCGAUUGGAGAGCGUUUUUCGGCGCAGGAAAUGAAAUAAAUAAAAGGUGCGCUAAAAAAAAGUGUGGCAAAAACAAGCAAACAUUUAAUAAAAAAAAGGUAAAAAUAUUGAGACAUUUUUAAAAAAAUUUUAGAAAAUUAAAAACUAAAAAAGUGCCCAAAUGACCACCGGGUGUGCGAAAAAAUGAAAUUUCCUGCGCGUGGCAACAACAAAAGCUCAAUAACUUUAACUGCAACGCACAGUGGUUGUAGCAGCAUGCGCGCCACAAAAUAUGCUAACGCCCACAAGGACAACAGCUGCAAGGACACGAACAACAAAGAACGUCGUGCGCCCAGCUUGUUGGCAAAUGCAGUAAAAAUGAAAAUUACCAAAUGUAAUGCCACCAAAUUGGCUAGCGCUGCGAAUGGAAAUAAGCCUGCUUCAGCUACAACAACAACAACAACAGCAGCGGCGGCGGCAACAGUAAGCAACACAACAACAACAACAGCUAGUGCGUUUAACAGUAAUAAUCUCAGUAGAUUGUUGAAUGAAAGUCACAGAAUACAGUUAACGACAGGCGCUCAAAACCAGCAAGACGCACAAGGAUUGCAUUUGGUGAAUAGACAGCACUAUCGACCAACGCCGCAGCCGGGUGAGGGAGUGUGUGGUGAGUACGCGCAUAGAGGAUCCCACAUGGUGAAUGCCAAUGCAGGCAGCGCAGAUGGUGAAAGGCGACGCGCACAAGUGCAACAACAACAACCCUCAACGUCAUAUUCACGGCAGCAGGAUCAGCUAUUGGCGGAAGACAUGCGUGCUUAUGCCACAAGUACAGCAGCAACAGCUACAUCCAUUGGGCAUGAAAAUCCAGAGCGACGCAAUGCAAUAACGCCAAUGGCUAACACACCAGCAGGAGUGAGGAUGGUGAGCAGCACCAGCAGCGUUGGUGUGGUAAAAGAGGAAGAGAAGAGUUCACCACAGCCAGUGGCCACAGCGGCGCUGGAAAGGAUGACAUUCAUAGCGACUGAGACGCGCACUGCGCUGCCGCAACAGCAAGAAGUCAUGCGUAGUGCUGGGGAGAAUUGUGCGCAGCCGAGAGGCACAAACGCCUAUACAACAACACCAACAACGGCGGCUUUGGCAUGCACAAAUGUGUACUCACACGCGCACUCGCUCGCUCGGUCGUCAGCACAAACACCAACACCAACACCAACACCAACACAAGCUGAACAGCACGCUUCGUACUCGUCACCUACGUCUUCACAGUUGGCUACGUUGCUUGCAUUGCCUGCCACUUUGCCGCCGUCAUCGUCGUCGUCGUCGUCUGCGGCAGACGCAGCGGCAGCGGCAGCGGCAGCGUCCAAGUCCACGUCCGUGUCAGUGUCCGUGUCGUCGUUAAGGUCCGCGACACCACAGCUCAUAUCAGUUGUCAACGAAACAUCAAACCAAACGGUGUUACGUACGAUCGGUGAAGCCCGAACAGCAACUACAGUAACAACGGCCUUUGAACAAACGCCAAAUGCAACAAUAACACAAAUACCCACAACGCUUGCAACUAAUGCAAUUUUCAAAGUGAAAUUAGAGAAUAGCGAAGACGUCGAAACGGAUAAUAAUCAGCAGCAGCAGCAGGCAAGCCCUAGUGACGUCGUUGUUCGAGAUAGUGUCGGCAAUACGGAACACCAACAACAACAGCCGUUACAACAGUUGGCGUCGCGUGAUAAAAAUGCCAAAAACGCUGAUAAGUGUCGAAAUGCGAUAACAACGUCUACAGCGAUAUCAACAACAGCAACAUUGCCGCCGGUUGUAGCAACAAAUGUCGCGCAAAUAUCGGUUAUAAAUAGCAACAAUAAGAACAACAACAACAAUAAUAACAAUAGUAAAUUGUGUGUUAGUGUAAACAGUACAAAUCCAAGUGAUAUCAAAAAUGCAAAAAUUAGUGAUGAACCACAACAAAAACAACAACACGAACAAGAGCAAGAACAAGAAGAAAUCUCAAGGGCAGUUGUAGAGCAGCAGCAACAACAACAAAGUGAUUUGCUGCCACUAAACUAUCGCGGUGUAAACAAUUCAGUGAUUAUAGCUAAUUUUAAUAGUAACAUCGGCAACAACAAUAAUAACAAUAACACUAACAACAGCACAGCAGCCAACGCGGCGCACUACGAGCAAGAAGAGGAGGAAGAGACGACAGCGCAAGAGCAACAGCUGUUGCAGGACGAGCAGCAGCAGCAACAGCAACAACAGCAUCAGGAGCAGCAGCAUUAUUUGCGCUACACGCAGCAAUUAUCGCAGGACAGCAUCGACGAACAACAACAGCAACAACAACAGCAGCAGCAACAACAACAAUUGUUGCAUCUCACCACGAAUAUACUCAACGGCACUGAUCCCAACUUAAAUUUGGCCGCUGCCGCUGUCGAUUUGCAACAACAGCACCAACAACAACAACAUCAACAUUGGCUAUCCGCCUACAAUAGUUGUGCCUACGAUCUCUCACGACAUCAUCAUCAGCAACAACUGCAACAGCAGCAACAGCACCACCACCAGCAACAUUUACUGCAAUUGGAGCAACAGCAUCAGCAACAACAACAGCAGCAGCAGCACACCAAAGAGUUGCUCGAAAAAUCCGAUUUGAUUGCCUUACAUCCAUCACAUUUACUCUUCUCGCCACAUCUCACCUCACCAGCAUCGCCUUACGUACACUCCACAUCGCCGCAUCAUUUGCAUCCACAUACGAACGCACACGCAGUACAUCAUACACAAUUCAUUGACGACAACAUGCGUAACAAUUUCAGUUUGUACACACCUUAUGGUGGCAAUCCACACCAUGAACAUUUGCAACAUCACGCCACCAGCACUGGCGCUGCGCCCAGCAGCAUUGAUGAGGUUAUACAGGAUACGCUGAAGGAUGAGUGUAUGGAGGAUCAUCAUGGCGUGAGCUAUUGCACAUUGACCACAGUGCCCGAUUUGAAGGAUGCCUAUCAUCAUCAGCAUAUGUUGGCCGAUCAACAGGUGCUGACGCCCACCCAACUGCAUCAGCUGCAUGUGGCUACACAACAUCACAACAAUUCGGUUAGUUCGGGUGGUGGUUCACCGUCGCCCACAUCACUAUCGCAUGGCGGUGUGCCAGGAGAUGGCGCCAGUUUUACACAGCUGACGAAUGCGACCCCCUAUCGGGAUGUUUAUGGUAGCUUUCCUUCGGAUCAUACAGUCAUGUCGCUAUUUCCGUCCUCGCUGAGUCCGGUUCUAUCGAGUUCAGUCUAUCCCGGUUCGCUGCUGACACCGGUCACCAAUGGCAUGCAACCCAGCAGUACAGCAGCACUCACCGCCGUCUCAUCCGUUUCACCGUCCCAUCACCCAGCAGCGCAUUCGGCGGCCUCCACGCCUGGCGCACACUCAACAAAUUCAGUCGUAGCAGCGGCCAAUGCAUCGCUUGCCACCGGUUCCGGUUCAAAUUCCAUCUGUAACGAUGACUAUGGCUCACCGAAGAGCAACACCAGUAGCAAUGGUGGUGCGGCUGGCGAUGGUAAUAGUGGGCCGUUGCCAGCAUUUCAACGUAUUACCAGUUAUGGUGGUGGUGCGGGCGGCACAGCUGGUGUGGCGAAUUUGAACGGCGGCGGCGUAACAACGGUUGGCAGUGGCGCCGAUCGUUACACAUCGUUGGCAAAUUAUCGCACAAACGACACAUGGCCCGGUCAUUAUGAGGCAAUUAGCUACGCGCCCACAUCGGUCGUAACGAGUGCUGCCGGCCUGGUUGGCAAUACGAAUGUUAUACGCAGCUGCAAUGGACGUACGGGCCCCGGUAUUGGGGUAGUUGGCGUUGGUGUGGAGGGCUCUGCCUCAGCUAAUUUGGCCGCCGCAGCUGCGGCCCAUUUGAGUGCGUCGGCAUCGUUGACAGCAACAUUUUACGAUGCCGAUUUUAUCACCGAUGGGCGAGAAUGUGUCAAUUGUGGUGCGGUUUCAACUCCAUUGUGGCGCCGUGAUAAUACCGGACAUUAUUUGUGCAAUGCGUGCGGUCUUUAUAAUAAAACGAACGGCAUGAAUCGUCCCUUAAUAAAACAGCCUAGAAGAUUGAGUGCCUCCCGUCGUGUCGGUUUGUCCUGCUCAAAUUGCCUUACAACACACACUUCGCUGUGGCGUCGAAAUCCCAGCGGUGAGCCCGUCUGCAAUGCCUGCGGACUUUACUUCAAAUUGCAUAGCGUGAAACGUCCAUUAACCAUGAAGAAGGACACCAUACAGACACGCAAGCGAAAAGCAAAGGGUACUAAAGGCGAAAAAUCUAGCAAAAGCAGCAAACAAAAUGCGAACUCCAACCCCGCCGCUGACGCAAAUAAUGAACUAAAACAUUUAACAACUAAUUUGCAACAACAAUUGGCAAGCACACAAUUGCUGCAAUUGAAACAAGAGCCACAAAGCAACAACACUGCGCUGGCGCAAACAACCCUAAUGUCACCAACAACAAAUGACGGCAGCGCCUCGCCGACGGACACGAAGUCACCGCUGUUGGGACUGUUGCCCGCAUCACCGCUAACGCCACAGCAGCAACAACAGUUGGAAGAAGUGGCCGCCAUGCAGGAGCAAAAACUGCGACAACAAGAACAACAACAACAACUGCAGCAAUCAUACAACCAGAAAAUGUCACCACCAAUGACACACAUCCACUCACCAAUAAUGUUCUCAUCCACAUCACCGACUCACAAUGGGCAUUUGAAUAACAAUAACAAUAAUAAUAACACUGUUGCAUAUGUCAAUAAUAACAAUAAUAAUAGCAACAACAACAAUAACAACAAUCAUAUCACCAAUAACAAUGAAACUUUAAAGCUUAUGCAGAAGCAGCUGCAGGCUCACCAACAGCAAAUGCAGACACAGCAGCAGCAGCAGCAGCAGCAGCAACAACAACACGCAUCAUCCUCACCGCGCCAUCAGCAACAGCAACAGCAACAACAACAAUUAUUGGCCCAGCAACUUAUGCAUCUGAUGCCACCACACUCAUCCCCCUCGGCAUCAGUCUCAAUGCCAUCAACGCCGAGCACACCAACCACACCGACGACGACGUCGCAACAGCUCCAACAACAGCAACAACUCCAGCAGCAACAGCAGCAGCAACUGCGACACCAUCUAUCGCCACAGCAACAACAACAGAUCUUUCAGCAAUUAACACACCAACAUCAGUUUCAACAUGGCCAACUGCAGACGCAUUUAUCUAAUAUGUGCAAUUCGUUGCAUUACCACCACCAACAGCAACAGCAACAACAACAACAACAACAACAGUACCUGCAGCAACAGGCGCAUAGUCCAGCUGGUUCAGUAUCGCCAGCGCAUUCCAGCUUCGGCGAAUUGGUGCCACUGCAUGAGGAAGCCAUUAAAAUUGAACAGCUUCAGCAGCAGCAUCAACAACAACAACAACAACACCACCACCACCACCACCAGCAUCAUCAUCAUCAUGCAUUGUUGCAACAAGAUGUGGCACUUAGCCGCAGUCCAUCACUGGAGGAGGAUGAGGUGAUGUUUGAGCUGCAACAGCAACAGCAGCAACAACAACAUGCGCAUGCGCAAGCGAUUGCAUUGCAUUUGCAACACCAGCAUGAACUGCAACAACAACACCAACAAAGUCUAUUCGAAUUGCACGAAUUCGAACGGAAGUAUGAGCGCGAGACGGUGGUGAAAACGGAGUGAGUGGUGGGGAGGAGCUGGUGGUGUAUAUAAAUAUGUAGGAGUAAUUGUGUACAUACAUAAGUGAAGGAUGAAUGAAGAAAUGUGCGGGCAGUGGGCGGUGCUAGCAAAACGGAAUCAGCGAGAAACCAAAGAGCGGAUUUCUUUUACAUAACAUUUUUGAGUGUUGUUUUUUUUCAAUUGUUAUACGAUAUUUUAAGGAUAAGCAAUAUUUUUUAAGUUAUUUGCGAAUAUUUUAGAUUUACUUUUAAGGAAUCUCAAUUCUCCAAAGACCUCGAUAGGCAAUAAUGUAUAAAAAAAAUUCGUACUUUUUAUAAGCAUAAGCCAGUUGAUUGUAUGCAUUGAAUCUCAAAAAAAAAA
This is a messenger RNA of Rhagoletis zephyria (snowberry fruit fly), 6366 nucleotides long. RefSeq names its product box A-binding factor-like. Lineage: Eukaryota; Metazoa; Arthropoda; Insecta; Diptera; Tephritidae. Gene Ontology annotation, molecular function: zinc ion binding; DNA-binding transcription factor activity, RNA polymerase II-specific; RNA polymerase II cis-regulatory region sequence-specific DNA binding. The record is from RefSeq and is a predicted model, not a curated record. Gene Ontology annotation, cellular component: nucleus. Gene Ontology annotation, biological process: positive regulation of transcription by RNA polymerase II; cell fate commitment; negative regulation of transcription by RNA polymerase II.